AUGGUUCCACUUCUCCCGGUCCGGCAGGCAAUUGAUGCACAGUACCCAUCGGCCUACCGGCAAGACUGCGCAUCUCAAGAUGGGUGGACAGGGCGCAGUCAUGGGAAAGGCUUCACAUCCCACCUCUUCGACUUGAAUGCUUUUGGAGGGCAGCGAGCCCGCAUCGAGGUUCUUUUCGCCUCCGAUGCGAGCUUCCGAAAGCGCGGCUUUUGGCUGAAGGAUCUGAACGUCCGCGCUGGCAACAAGGAGGUGUUCCAAGACGUGGAGGACCUUCACGGCACCAUUCUGGUAUACACCCCUCCUGCGGGGCAGACCGGUGCUGCAGGCGUUCCUGUGGUGGUGCAGUACCCGGACGGUUUCGAGGCAGAUCGUGGCAUGCAGAAAUCCUCGCAGACACGCUCUGCGCCGGUUUGGGCCACGUGGAGACAAGGUCCGCAGUGGCCCGAGUCCAAUCUCAGAAGACAGUAUCUGGGCUGGUCCUAUCAGUCCGACGUGAUAGACACCCGUACCGCGAGAUUACAUCCUGGGCAGGAGGCCUGUCUCCUCUUGAGCGCUCCUUUCCGCGGCCUCCUGACUGUGGCCUCUCUCUUCACGCUGCGCGACAAGAUCGGCAUCAGGUCAGUGGGGCUUACGAUCCGAGACGCUGCAAAGCCCUACGAGGCCAUGACUGUGCUUACGUCUUCUUCGCCCGGUGUCACUGACCCCGGCAUCCACCGCUUCCGCCUCGCAGAGAAGUCUCCCAUCUUUGAGCCCGAUGAGAAGUUCUUCCUUUGCAUCUCUGCCGGCGAUGUGCGGUCGAUGUCUACGGACGGUGCCGUCGGGCAUGGGGUUUUGGGCUUCGAGGAAGCCAGUCUUAUGAAGCUUGAGCUGUAUAGUUAG
Symbiodinium sp. CCMP2592 is the source of this 879-nucleotide messenger RNA. NCBI's taxonomy places the organism in Eukaryota, Dinophyceae, Suessiales, Symbiodiniaceae. The record is from the annotation of a GenBank genome assembly.